CCGCCAGAUUGGAAACAGUCUCCCUGAAGCUUCCCAGACCCUACUUCUGGACCACUUUCCGCUCUGAAAUCUCCCGAAAAUUCGGUUAAUUUAGGCUUAGAAGAACAGAGAAACAAUACUCCCGGUACCGGACUGGGAGUAAACUACAAAGCGAGAGAGCAAUGGUGAUUCGGGGGAAGCAGCCCAGCAGCAGCGAGCUGUUCCUGCUGUGCCUUUUUCUGGGGCUGUCGUCGGAAGCUUGGGCCGGGAAGAUCCGAUACAUGGUGCCAGAAGAGACAGACAAAGCUUUCUUCGUGGGCAACAUCGCUGAAGACCUGGGGCUACAACCUCAGGAGCUCACAGAGCGCAGAGUUCGCAUCAUCUCUAGAGGUAGGACACAGCUUUUUGCUCUGAACCCUCGAAGUGGCAGCUUGGUCACAGCGGGCAGGAUAGACCGGGAGGAGCUCUGUGCUCAGAGUGUGCAGUGUCUGGUGAGUUUUAACAUCUUGGUAGAGGAUAAAAUGAAGCUUUUCCCUGUUGAAGUGGAAAUAAUUGAUAUUAAUGACAACGCUCCCCAAUUUCAGUUAGAUGAAGUGGAAUUUAAAAUGAAUGAAAUAACUACUCCAGGUACCAGGAUCCCUCUACCUUUUGGGCAAGACCUUGAUGUGGGUAUGAAUUCACUACAUAGCUACCAGCUCAGCUCCAAUCCUCAUUUCUCCCUGGAUGUGCAAAAGGGAGCUGAUGGAUCCCAACAACCAGAGAUGGUGCUGCAGAGUCCCCUGGAUAGGGAAGAAGAAGUUGUGCACCACCUCCUCCUCACAGCCUCUGAUGGGGGUAACCCAGUCCGUUCAGGAACCCUCCGCAUUCAUGUGCAGGUGAUAGAUGCAAAUGACAACCCUCCAGCAUUUACUCAAGCACAGUACCACAUGAGUGUCCCAGAGAAUGUGCCACUGGGCACUCAGCUGCUUAUGGUUAAAGCUACUGACCCAGAUGAAGGAGCCAAUGGGGAAGUAACAUACUCAUUUCACAAUAUAGACCACAAAAUAGCCCAGAUAUUUCAGUUGAAUUCUUACACAGGAGAAAUAUCAAAUAAAGAAGCCCUGGAUUUUGAAGAAUAUAAAAUUUAUUCAAUGGAAAUUCAGGCUCAGGAUGGUGCAGGCCUCAUGGCCAGAGCUAAGGUGCUGGUCAAAGUUCUGGACAUAAAUGAUAAUGCCCCAGAGGUGACCAUGACCUCUGUCACCACUUCAGUCCCAGAAAACUUUCCUCCUGGAGCUAUAAUUGCUCUUAUCAGUGUGCAUGACCAGGACUCUGGAGACAAUGGUGACACUACAUGUUCCAUUCCUGGAAAUCUACCCUUUAAAUUAGAAAAGUUGGAUGAUAAUUAUUACCAUUUAGUGACAGAAAGAACUCUGGACAGAGAACUUACCUCCAGGUACAACAUCACAGUAACAGCAACAGAUCAGGGAACUCCAGCUCUAUCUACUGAAACCCACAUUUCACUGCAAGUGACAGAUAUCAACGACAAUCCCCCUGUUUUUCCCCAGGACUCCUACUCUACCUUCAUUCUGGAAAACAAUCCCCGAGGUGCCUCCCUCUUCUGUGCAACAGCCCAUGAUGCCGACAGCAAUGAGAAUGCACUAGUCACUUACUCCUUGGUGGAGGACACCAUCCAGGGGGCACCUCUGUCCUCGUAUGUUUCCAUCAACUCAGACACUGGCGUUUUAUAUGCCUUGCGAUCCUUCGACUAUGAGCAGUUCCGGGACCUUCAACUGAGAGUGAUGGCGUGUGACAACGGGGACCCACCGCUCAGCAGCAAUGUGUCGCUGAGCCUGUUUGUGCUGGACCAGAACGACAACGCUCCGGAAAUCCUGUACCCCGCCCUCCCCACCGACGGUUCUACCGGCGUGGAGCUGGCGCCCCGCUCCGCAGAGCCCGGCUACCUGGCUGAAAACGGAGCUUGA
This is a messenger RNA of Callorhinus ursinus (northern fur seal), 1940 nucleotides long. Its product is annotated as protocadherin gamma-A1-like. Gene Ontology annotation, cellular component: plasma membrane. Gene Ontology annotation, biological process: homophilic cell-cell adhesion. Lineage: Eukaryota; Metazoa; Chordata; Mammalia; Carnivora; Otariidae. The record is from RefSeq and is a predicted model, not a curated record. Gene Ontology annotation, molecular function: calcium ion binding.